AGAACAUCGCCGUAAUAGCUAGAGGGGGGGCGUGUGAUUCAACAAUAGACACCGAUAAAUAGUUAUAUUUGUUUUUUUUCUUUUUUUUUUUCUAAUAUGUUGUAAUCGAAAUAAAUUCUGGAAAUCAUGCACUGCCUUGCCUCAGCAUCGAACUAACGACAACUCUGGGUCUAAAGAAAUGGGGAAGUUCACCAGCUGUGUGUUUCAUAUUGCCAAUGAACGGCACGGCUAUUGGCCCGGCGAACAGAUUGAAGGUAAAUAAAUCUGCGUGAUAACAUAAUGUACUAAUUUUAUAAGAGAGGAGUUCCGUUGUAUCACAAAUAAAUAAUUCUCGAAAUAUGGAUGUGUGGCUGUAACGAUGUGUGGUCAAUAGGCGCGCAAAACAAAAUUCCCCUAAGUUCGCUCUAAUUGGGAUUCUUAUAAAGUGAGUUACUUGAAUGCAAGUUUCGUCAAGUAACCGACGUAGAUGGGAAGUUCACGCAUUGCCAACAACUUUGUUUGUGAGUGUGUGUGUUUGGGGGGGGGGGUAAUUUCUAGAAAGAACAAUAGUUUUCUGGUACAAACAAACCACUGAAAAUGUUUUAUCAAACUGGUAUGAUUCGAUUAUUAAAUUUUCUUAUUUGUGUUUAUUUUCACACGUUACUCAUUAAAAAAGAUAAAGUCAAUUAAAUAUUUUGAGUGAAACUUUGAUAAUUUCUAGAAAUAAAUCUAUCUGUUUGCUAGUUCUAAUUUCCACCAUUAAGCCGAUGUCAAGGCAUAGUUUAUGUCAUCUAGAAUGUCAAUUGGGCGUUUGUUUUAAAGACAUGAAAUGUGAAAUGUGUCAUAAAUCAAUGAGUUGUUUCAUGUUUCAUAAAUAGAUAAGUUAUUUCAUAUGUUUGUAAUCAUUUAGUUAUUUAAUGUGUCAGUAAUCAAUGAGUUAUUUCAUGUGUCAGUAAUCAAUGAGUUAUUUCAUGUGUCAGUAAUCAAUGAGUUAUUUCAUGUGUCAGUAAUCAAUGAGUUAUUUCAUGUGUCAGUAAUCAAUGAGUUAUUGCAUGUGUCAGUAAUCAAUGAAUUAUUUCAUGUCUCUGUUGGUGUUUUUUUUUUUUUAAGUGUUUGUGUUAAUUGUUUUGUUUAAAUUAGUCUUGAAAUGAAUAUCCCUUUUUUUUUUUCAACUCAGGUCAAGUGUCCAUUGAACUCACCAAAGAUGUUCGAGUCAGCGGCGUCUUCAUCUUCCUGUUUGGCGGCUGCCAAAUCAACUGGCACAGAAGUGAUUCCGACAUCGGGUCCGAAACCUACCUCAACAGGUACAUCUCUAUUUUCGGCAACAAACCCAAGGAAGCAGCGGGACAUUACUCUCUCACCGCAGGACAACACGUCUUCCAGUUUUCCUUCACAAUGCCUUCAACAGGGCUUCCGUCGUCAUUUGAAGGCUACUACGGCUGCAUCAGGUACUGGCUCAGGCUGAACUUCGAGCUCCCAUUUCCAAAACUGGAUAAGACGUGGACUCACUACAUUUCUGUUGUGUCUAGAAUCCCCGUGCACACACCGCACGGUUUGCUCCCGGUGACUGCCAGGAAUGAGAAACAAGUCUCAAAGGCUUUCGGCAUCGGGAAUAUCGGCAAGAUCACAUUAGACGCCUCAACUAAUAAGUCAGCCUUCUGUGCAGGGGAGACGAUUCUUGUUGAACUGGUAGCGCAGAAUGAGACCAGCAAAGAUAUGGGUGUGGUCAGGGUGACUCUCGUGCAGAGGGUCACGUAUUCCACAGGAGGGUUCAAACAUGUGUCUGUUCCCAAAGAUCUGAGGACCAUUCAGUCGACGAAACUUCUCGCGGGUCAAGUGAUACGCUGGGAGGGGGAACCGCUGGAGAUUGACCUAGUUCCGCCCAGCAGCAGUACUCCCAACAGCAGCCGUCUGCUGAACGUGCAGUACUAUGUCAAAGUUGUUGUGGAGGUUCCGUUGGGUUUCAACCUGGACAUUCGCCUGCCAAUCACGAUAGGGACGGUGACUCCAAGCGGGGCGGGCUUCGUCAAGUGUUCCCACGGGUUCUCAAAGUUCCCAUACUGCAACGGCAAUUAUGAAGUCACCGAUUACGUCCCAAGCACAGUUUGCAUUGAUGUCAGCGAAGGUGGUACAGAAAGAGCUCGCGCGACCCGAUGUAAAUCUGUCGAGGGUACCCACGAUGAAUAUCGUUUAGGAGAUCAAACCAUGAAGCUGUUAGGACCUUUAGGGCAUCUUGAAGAGGUUGCUAUUGACAGUGAUCAGAUCAGUGGAAGUCACAACAUUUAUGGCGCCACUGCUUCCCCAAAUGAUCUGACGGAAGACGCGCCUCCGAGUUACGAUGAAGUAGUUGGUGGUGGGGAGUUCGAAGAAACUUUUGACCACAAAGGGUCAAUUCUUUUAAUUCGCUUUCCCCUGCGCGAUCUUAAAUCCGUCAAAAGCUUUUUGAUACGACAUAGGGAAUCCCUGAAACCGUUGGAUGGUCACAUGAUCAACUUCAGCCCAUCGCCAUUUCUGAGAUAUUUCCACUUUCCUUGGCCCCAGCUGACGUCCGCAGCUGUCUUCUAUUUCGGCACACAAGAAAAGUCUGAGAAAUGGCUGGAUCAGCUGGUCACAGCUGAACCAUUACUGACCAGCACCUGGUCGGCUAUUAUAGCAGAAAACAGCACAAGGAUACAAAGGCCGAAUUUACAACAUCAGACCCUACAAAUUACCAUCACCAUGUUCAAAAAGCUUGCGAAAUCAGAGCAACAGCCACAGAGUGGCCAUGACAAAUUUUAUCGCUCUUCGAGAGAAGAUCUAGGCAGACUAGUAGUGUAUUCCGUGAAACCCAAGUUUCUUCUCGGACAUUGGUCUGAGCACAACGGUCACUAUCAACCUAAGUACAACGUUCAGUAUCAAAAUGAGGCAGAACAUUUGACAGGAAAGGUACACGACAAAUUAAGCACACAUACAAAUUUUGAACAGUCUGAGAAAAAAGCUGGCAACCUCACGUUUCCCGAACGUGUUGAGCUGGUUGCCCCAGUCACGCGUGGCGUCUCUGAGCCUGUCCUGUCUGGGGAAAUUAGAGGCAUUCAGUCUAUCAGCAUAAACUCAGAGUACAUAAAUUGUGAGGAGGACACGGCUGUGACUCCUGCACUAGGUUAUCCAACUGCUUGCCAUGUGGCAGUCGAUCUGAUAGAAGACAGCAUGGCGGACAUGAACUUAGUUCCCAGAGAGGAAGAACCCGAGACAGUGGUCAGUGUUGUCUGCUAUCAAUAUCCAGAUAUGACCAAAUACUUGGACCUUGCGGCCAACGUUUUCGACCAGGAGCUUCCCGAGACACUGGAGAAAGCUGAACUUCUCGGGAUGAGCGUCACCUCCGUUAUUUUACCAGGAAGAUCUUUGUGGUAGUGUGUUCACUGUGGUAGUUUGUUCACUGUGGUAGUGUGCUCACUGUGGUAGUUUGUUCAUUGUGAAAGCAUCAUUUUUGUUGUUAAUAUAUGUUGAUUGUUGAUUCAUUGCAAAUUUUAUGUCAUUGUGCUUGCCAUAUCAUUAUGAUAAAUAUGUGAUGUGUGCUUUUAUUUUUAGGACACGUGAAACCGAUCUGUUACAUGAAUGACGAUGAACGGGGCCUGAACGUGUUCAAUUCCCCUGAAGACAUUCUUUGAAUGCAUGAUUACAUACAAUCUUGUUCAUGUCUUACUCUUUGGUGUAAUGACAUCAUGAGGGUGAAGUGGUUGUAUCAUAGGCCGAUAAUGCUAUCAGAGAGAAAGAGAGAAAAAGAGAGAGAGAGAGAGAGAGAGAGAGAGAAGGAGAGGGAGAGAGAGAGAGAGAGAGAGAGAGAGAGAGAGAGAGAGAGAGAGAGAGAG
This is a messenger RNA of Lymnaea stagnalis (great pond snail), 3827 nucleotides long. NCBI's taxonomy places the organism in Eukaryota, Metazoa, Mollusca, Gastropoda, Lymnaeidae. The record is from the annotation of a GenBank genome assembly.